Molecule: messenger RNA, 10273 nt
Organism: Chelonoidis abingdonii (Abingdon island giant tortoise)
Lineage: Eukaryota; Metazoa; Chordata; Testudines; Testudinidae
Gene: EEA1
Product: early endosome antigen 1
Biological process (GO): endocytosis
Cellular component (GO): early endosome
Molecular function (GO): 1-phosphatidylinositol binding; metal ion binding
Source: RefSeq, a predicted model, not a curated record
GCUGCGCGGAGAGCGGGUGCCCGCACCCCGGCGCCGCAUCCGCAGGCAGCCGGCGGGACCGGGCCGCCGUAGCCAUGUUGAGGCGGAUUUUGCAGCGGACUCCAGGCAGAGUUGGGUCGCAGAGCUCAGAUUCGGAUUCCUCUGCAGCCCCAGGAAAUGCAGUGGAUGUGAACAAUGAAAGCACUUCAGAGGGCUUCAUCUGUCCACUGUGUAUGAAAAUGUGUGUAAGUGCCACUAGUCUGUCUGAACAUUACCAGAAUGAACACAUUGGGACAGAGACAAGAAGACAGGAGCAUCAUGACCUGCCCGCUGUUACUGGCUUUAUUUGUCCUCUGUGUAUGAAAUCUCAUGGAUCUGCUGAAGAACUUUUCAAGCACUAUGAAGUAGUUCAUGGAUCUGGCAUCGAUUCAAGUCAUGGAGGAGACGAGCAUCCUUCACCGAAAAGCAAUGAAAUAUCACUACUCCGACAAGAAGUCCAAGAUUUGCAAGCUUCACUUAAGGAGGAGAGAUGGUACUCAGAAGAGCUGAAGAAAGAAUUAGAAAAAGUGCAGCGCCAGCAAGAAUCUAAGCCUGAUGGAGUGACAACUGCUGCAUCUACAGAAUCAUUAGAACGGCAACUUGAAGAGACCCAAGUAGAAAAUUUUAAUAUUAAGCAGAUGAAAGACCUGUUUGAGCAAAAAGCUGCACAGUUGGCUACUGAGAUUGUAGAUAUUAAGGCAAAGUAUGAUGAGGAAAUGAGUCUUCGAGAAAGUGCAGAGCAGAAAGUGACAAACCUGAUGCAAGAACUACAGAAAGAGAGAGCCAUAAUAGAAGAUUUAAAGACUGAAUUGCUGCAAAGGCCUGGUGUGGAGGAUGUUUCUGUUUUAAAGAAGGAGCUGGUCCAAGUUCAGACAUUGAUGGACAAGAUGACUUUGGAGCGUGAGAGAGAGUCAGAGAACCUGAAAGAUGAGUGCCAGCAUUUGCAGGCAAAGUAUGCGAACUCAGAGGCCACCAUAAAUCAGCUAAGGGCUGAGCUUGCAAAAGGCCCUCAUGAGGUUGCUGUGUAUGUGCAGGAACAGCAAAAACUUCAAAGUUCAGUUAAUGAAUUAGCACAGAAAAACCAGAGUCUGACAGAAAAGCUGCUGAAGAAAGAACUUGAUUACACCCAGUUAGAAGAAAGGCACUAUGAAGAAUCAGUGAGUAAAAAAAAUAUGCAGGCAAGCCUUCACCAAAAGGACCUGGACCUGGAGCAGCUUCGAGCAAGGUUGUCUGCCUCUGAAGCCUCAUUGCAGAGGUUACAGACAGAACUGGAUGAGAAGGGGGAAGCAAGCCACAAACUUAAGGAAGAAUUGUCAGAAAUAGAGACAAAGUAUCAGCAUCUCAAGGCAGAGUUUAAACAGCUACAACAGCAGAGAGAGGAGAAAGAACAACAUAGCCUACAACUGCAGAGUGAGCUUAAUCAGUUGCACAGUAAACUUCUGGAGACAGAACGCCAGCUAGGGGAAGCACAUGGUCGACUGAAAGAACAGAGACAAGUCUCUAGUGAAAAACUGAUGGACAAGGAACAGCAGGUGGCUGAUCUGCAGUUAAAACUUUCUCGUGCUGAAGAGCAGCUAAAGGAAAAAGCAGCAAAUUGCACUGAAUUACAGCAUCAGUUAGAUAAAGCAAAACAGCAGCAUCAGGAGCAACAAACUCUUCAGCAAAACACUACAGCAAAACUCCGAGAAGCCCAGAAUGAUUUGGAACAAGUACUGCGUCAGAUAGGAGAUAAGGACCAAAAAAUUCAAAACCUUGAGGCCUUGCUACAAAAGAGUAAAGAGAACAUCACCCUGUUAGAAAAAGAAAGAGAGGACUUGUAUGCGAAAAUUCAAGCAGGGGAAGGAGAAACUGCAGUGCUGAACCAGCUGCAAGAGAAAAAUCAUACUUUGCAAGAGCAGGUAACUCAGCUAACAGAAAAGCUGAAGAAUCAGUCGGAGAGCCAUAAACAAGCCCAAGAGAAUUUGCAUGAGCAGGUGCAAGAGCAGAAGGCACAUCUGAGAGCUGCUCAGGACCGUGUGCUCUCCCUAGAAACAAGCAUUGGUGAACUAAAUAGUCAGCUAAAUGAAAGCAAAGAGAAAGUAUCCCAGCUUGAUAUACAGAUAAAAGCAAAGACUGAAUUACUGCUUUCAGCAGAAGCAUCAAAAGCCGCACAAAGAGCAGAUCUUCAGAAUCACUUGGACACAGCCCAGAAUGCACUGCAAGAUAAACAACAGGAGUUAAAUAAGGUCAACACUCAGUUAGAUCAGGUUAUGGCUACGCUGCAUGACAAGCAAGAAUAUUGUACACAGCUGGAAGCCAAUCUUAAAGAGUAUAAAGAGAAACGUCUUUAUUUAGAACAGAAAACGGAGGAGCUGGAGGGACAGCUUAAGAAACUUGAAGCUGACAUUCUUGAGGUUAAAGCAAGCAAAGAACAAGCUCUUCAGGAGCUACAGCAGCAAAGGCAGCAGUGUACAGAUCUAGGCCUCAGAACAACAGAACUGACUAAACAGCUUGAAGCAGAAAGAGAAGUUGUAUCUAGUACUAAAUUGGAUUUGGAGAAGAAAUCUGAUGCACUGGAACAAGCAAAACAGCAAUUAUCAAAGCAAGGGGAAGAAAAAGCGAGCCUUAAACGGGACCUUGAGAAAUUAAAUCAAGAGACAAAUAAACAACGAAAGGAACUAGAUGGCAAAAUUCAAGCAGCAACAUCAGAGCUGCAGAAAAUGAAGUUGGAGAAAGACACUUUAUUGAAAGACCUUACAGUUACCAAAGACAAAUUAUCAAAAACCAUUGAAUCCUUGAAGGAUAUAAAGGAUGAAUUGGAAAAGGAGAAACAGAAAGGAAAAGCCGCUGUAGCAGAAAUGGAAAAAUCUUGCCAAGAAACUAAACACCAGCUUCAAGUACAGACAGAGUCUGUAGCUAAAGAACGGAAUGAGUUAAAAAACUCACUGGAAAAACAGGAAGGGAUUUCUAAACAGCUGACAAUAGAGCUUGAUUCAGCACGAGGACAAAUACUGGAGAUUCAGGGUGUCCUAAAAGACAAGGAAAAGAAUGAGCAGCAUCUCCAGGGAAAGCUGAAAGAAUUGAAGGAAUCGUUUGAUCAGAAGAGAAGGCAGACUGAAACACAGCAAGCUGAAUUAAAAGGUGCUCUUUUAGAAAAGGCAGAACUAGAGAAUAAAUUACAGCAGCAAGUGACAUUAUCAGCACAGGAGCUUAAAGCAGAGAAAGGAAAACUAGCAGAGCUCCAGAAGAUCCAUGAAAAAGAUCAGGAAAAUAUGAAAGAACUUCAGCUGGAUCUUUAUGGUAAAGAAUCUGAGCUGUUGGCAACAAGGCAAGACCUUAAGUCCACAGAGGAGAAACUUGCUCUGGGUCAAGAGGAAUUAGUUUCAAACAGAAAUCAAAUUGGUAACCUUAAUCAGUUGAUCCAAGAACUUAAGACUAUAAAGUCUACUCUGGAGCAGGAGGUGUCAAAGAAAGAACAGCAGCUGAAAGAACAGAACAAAAUGUUACAGGAAAUCCAGAAAGACAAGGUUUUGAAAGAAAAAGAUUUGAUUAAUGAAAAAUCUAAAACAACAGAGCUCCAGGAAAUAAAGAGUAAGCUGGAAAAAGACAGUACUAAAUUGAGUGAAGAGCUUAGGACCUGCAAGCAAGAAUUUGAGAAGGAGGUGACAAAUCUAAAGGAUGCGAAGCAGCUAUUGAUUCAACAGAAACUAGAGCUGCAGGGCAAAGUAGAUAACAUGAAUUUAGCUCUUGAACAGGAGAAGAAGAAUCAGCAAAUUAUCAAAGAUCAGCUGAAAAAAAAAGAGGAAGAACUGAAGAAGGAAUAUGUUGAGAUUGAAACUAAACUGCGCACAGAGAUAAAAGAGAAAGAAGAAGAAAACAGAAAACGUGAGGAGGUGGAAGCCAAGCUCACGAUGCAGAUCACAGCUCUGAAUGAAAAUCUCGCUACAAUGAAGAAAGAGUGGCAGAGCAGUCAAAGGAGGGUCAGUGAGCUAGAGAAACAGAUGGAUGAUUUGCGUGGGGAGAUUGCAGUUUUAGAAGCAACAAUACAAAAUAAUCAGGAUGAGAGGAGAGCAUUGCUGGAGAGGUGUAUAAAAAGUGAGGGAGAAAUCGAAAAGCUUCAAGCCAAACUCCUGGAACUGAAAAAAAAGCUGGACAAUACAACUGCAGCAAUGCAAGAGCUAGGCCGAGAAAACCAGUCGCUACAGAUCAAACACACACAAGCCCUCAACAGGAAAUGGGCAGAAGACAAUGAGGUACAGAAUUGUAUGGCCUGUGGGAAAGGCUUCUCAGUGACAGUCAGAAGGCAUCACUGUAGACACUGUGGAAAUAUCUUUUGCGCUGAGUGCUCUGCAAAGAAUGCCUUAACUCCUUCUUCUAAGAAGCCUGUCCGUGUCUGUGAUACUUGCUUUAACGACUUACAAGGAUAACUGGUUAUCUCAAAUGGCACUUAAACGUUACGCUAGAAUUAGAAUUUCUGUUGAUGCACUUCGUACAGCACUCAGACUACUAUUCAGUUUGAACAAUGAUUGUAACACUUGCAAAAUUUAGUAUAUUUUAAAAUGUUUUAUUGAUACUAAGUAAAACUAUUGUAUUCUUUGUGAGACGGGCUCAGAUCAUCCUCAGCUUAUUGCCAUUUACCCAGGAAAGAGCUUUUAUGUCUACUUUAGGAACACCUAGUUAUUUGUAAAUAAAGUUUAAACAGAGAAGUAACAAUGUAUUUUUUUAAUCUUUAAUUUUUGUGUUCAGAAGAAACAUGUAUGUGAUAUUGCAGUUUUUGUUUCUUUCAAAACAGUAAGUUGCAAAAAUUUGCAAGGAUUUUGUGUAUCAAAUAUUGCUGUUUCAGUGGCAUAAUUAGAUUUUAAUUGUUGCAUUUGAUUGCAUAACUAACAUUCUUUUAACUCCCCUAGUAAUUUCUUUAGGAGUUUUUCUCCUCUCUUGCUCUUGAAUUUUUCUCUCUAAGGCUCCAAUCCUGCAGUGAGGGCAAACACCUGUACCCACAUGGAACCCUGCUGACCUGCAGGGGGUUCUGUAUGGUCACAGCAGUCUGGCCACAUAGCGUUUAUUUCAGUAUCAGUGCCUAAAUCAUCACCCAGCUACAGCAUUUGGAUAUUGGAGUAUCUGUAUGUGUACUGUAAGGUACUUGCAAUUGUACAGACAAGCUAGAAACAGGACUGCAAGUUUGGCUUCUGUUCUAGGAAUGUUGCAUAAAGCUCUCCCAUACUGAUUUAUAGACUGGUUGAAUAGAAUAUAACUUUCUAGAUUUUCCUAUCUGUGGACAUAUAAAAAAAUUAUCCUCAGUUCUAUUCUUUUUCUUUCCCUACUAACCACGGAAGCCCUUAAAGGUCCUUGGUUGGUCUUUAAGGAAUACCCAACUGUCCUAUGCUAGAUUUCCUACUAAUGAGCAAUAUUUGGAGACUCAAGCAUUUUAUAUGAUCUUCUUUUUGUCCCCCACAUUAACUGGAAGAGGUUGGAAUUAUUCUCUCCCUAACUGACCUGGUCUUUCCGCUGCUUCUCCUGAACCUGUGGUGCUGGCAUUUUUCUUAAUCCUGGGUCUUUCUUGGUACAAUAGUUUCGUGAUUUGGCCUGCUCAGAAUAGUGGUUGAACCUGCUGCUGUUUUAUUUAUAUACAAAACAGUCAGACUUAAUUAAGAGAUGAGGAUAUAAUUUUAGCCUUCGUUACUGUCAUAUUUUCUUCUCCCUACUUGUGCUGAAGGAGUUUUUAAAAGUGAUGCAUAUAUGUACCUCUCUUUGUUGUGUAGGCCGAAAAAGUAAAAUGUACAUACCUGUAAUUUUUCCUUCUCUGAAGUGGGCUCCUGCUGCUCUAUGAUCCAUUACAACUGGGUUAUUCCUCAUCUUCCAGACCCAUUGCCUCUCUAGCUCCCCUGCUAACUGCCCAAGGUAAAAAGACUUUAACUAUAAGUUCUAAUGAAUAAAUAUUAUGAUCUCCAUUCAUGCCAUCUUAUUGAAGGCAUGAAUUAACAACCUCAGAAAUGGUAGAGUAACCCUCAGUUUAUUGAACUCUCCAGCCUCAUGGUUGUGAAGACCCUGCUGCUUCUACAGCUGCAGCUUUUUCUUCUGCCCCAUUCUAUGUGACCUGCCCCUUGAAGAGAUAGGGAAUGUUUUUAAAACAAACAAACCUGCUUUCUGCAUAUUUAUAUAGGCAAGUAUUAAGGGGGGAAAGAGUAGAGUUGGGCAUGAGCACUCAUGAUUGAAGUCUCUUACUUAUGCAGUAAUACUCUGUGAGCAUUAAAGCUUUUUUUAAAGUGGAUUUACAGAUAUACAACAAAAUUAUGUACUUUCCUUCCUUAAUGCUUAGUGCAAGAUCACAGACCUGGCAGGCUGGUGGUCUGAGCAACUGGACACUCUCAGCAGUAUUGCUGGCAGGCCAGGCCACUAUGGUGCGCAUGAAGGGAAAGUGGAAGGAGAAAAAUUUAAUCGCACCUCUGCCUGUAGAUUCCAGCUGACAUUGGUAAGAAAAACAAUUGGCUGGUGUGUAGUACAAAGAUAUGUGAGGUAAAACCCACUGACCUAAAGGAGGCCAGACAGGAAAGGCAGUGGUAGGUUAGCAGAGAAAGGUCAUGCUGCAUAAACCAAUGUGAAGGAGCUGAAAGGGGGAAUAUAGUCAGUGCUCAGAACCCUGAGUCUGCCUUGAUAUAGUGGUGAAUGGUAAUAAAUAUGGUGAAUCAGAGCCAUUGGAGUGGGGAUUUUUUGAAACUAGUUUUUAACUGUAGGAGUCAGAACUGCCCUCAGAGAGAGGGGGCUGACAGAACCAUUGAGGGGGAAGGGCUCAGCACAAAAAGAACUGGCUAAGGCUAUUUCUGGAACAACUGGGCCAAAGAAGUCUGAAAGGAGUGGGAGGUCCUGCCCCAUGGGAUUUUCCUAACCCUCUGACUAACUGGCUGGAUAUCUUCCUUGGCACCAUAUUUCACCCCAGUCAGAACAGAAAAAUGGCCAAGGACCUCUGACUUAUUGCUUUCAAAUACCAUUUCCUGUUGGUGAACAUAAAUUAAGGCUUGCCUGCCACAUUUCUGCUGUUGGAGUCAGCCCUUGCUGGUAUGUUUGUUUCACCUUGGCCUGGAGUUCUGAGUAGCCUAGGACCACUGGCUUGGAGAUCCUGCUGAGCCAGCUUCUGUUGCUGCAUUUCUGCCCCAAACAGCUAAAGCCAUAUGCCACAUUGUUGUACAGGAUGGAAGGCAGUAUAGUAGUGUGUAACUGGGUCUGAGCAGGAGCUCCUUUGAUCUUAGCUGCUACCUUGCUAUGUUUUCUCCUCUAGUGCUGGUUUCCUGCAGACUCCUGUAGUCCAAAGAUCCUUCAUCUACUAGGAGACACCAAGGAGAAAGAGAAAUAUAAAAAAUUAUAAUGGAGAAAAGCUCCAAACUGAAGAUAGAAAGACCUGGAGGAAGCACCUGCUUCUGUGAGCAGAUUUGAGACACUAAAGAGUUAGAGAAGCAGUCACUUUUCUGACACACCUGCUGGUACUGGUAUGUGACACUAAAGAGAGAGAUGGGGGGGCGGGGGUUGUUUGUUUUUUUGAUUUUAAAGAGAACCCUGUUCUUGAAAGAUACGAACUAACCCAGUUGUAAUGGAUCCUGGAGUACCAGGUGCUUAUUAGGAGGAAUAAUUUUGUCACUCUUUGAAUGACUUAGACUGUUGAGAUCAUCUCACUGGAAAAUCUUUUCUUAGUGAAGCAGGAAAAGAUGUUUGGAAACAAAAAUGUGAAGUAGCUUUUUGCAAAUUAUUGCCAAAAAUGAUUGCUGUUUGCCAAACUGUUGCUUGACAUAAAAUAAGUGACCCCUAAAGCGGAAUAUUCUCCAGAGCGCAGUAAGGGCCCCAUGAAACUCAAGUCCUUUCUAGUUUGUUAAUGUAAUUUAAAUGCAAUAUGGGAAUAAAUGCUUCUUACAACAUUUGAAAUUUAUGACAAAUACCUGGAGAUCAGAAGGAAAAUUCUGGAGCUUAAGACCAGAAGGAAAAUAAACAUUGUCUAGAGUGAUGAGUGAAAGCUCUGUAAUGACACUAUGAUUGGAAGAGGUUGAGAACUGAUGAAUUAAUUCAUUGCAACCUCCAAAAACCUCUGGAGGAGUAGGAAAUAUCAUUGUCACUUGCACUAUGCACUUUUUUCUUUCUAGCAUAACUGAAUAUAAUAUACAAUAAAUGGAAUGGCAAUUUUGAAUGCAUAGAUGUAGUAAUCAAUCCACAGUGGGAGAUAUUCUUAGCUGGAUUGCUCAUUGAACUAUAUAACUCCCCUUUGCUGUUAAGGGGAGUUGCACUCAUAAUUUCUCUGCACCCUAGGGGAGCAUAACCCAAGGACACACAUAACAAAGGAAUUGACAUGGUCUUUAAAAAGCACGGCUGUGUUUAUAAAGCUGUAUCUUAAGAUUUAAAAUGAUAUAUGAAUUGUACAUAUUUUAAAAAAAAAUCAUGCUAAUCUGUUUUCAUUCUCCAAGUAGGAACUCUUGUACUCACUUUAGAUUAUAGAGUAAGUUUGAAACUAACAUAUAUACAUAGUUACACCAGAAGUCACUAAAUGGUUUACUUUUCAGAAAUAGUAAUAACAGAAAAGUAAAAUUCUUGUAGAGAAACAUGUACCUUUAUUUGUCAGUCCCGUCUCCCCUCCCCCUAGGGGCUCUAAAUAAAGCCAUUUGCAUUUUUAGAGAGAGAAAACAUAACACACCACUUACUUUAAGAUUUUAAGAAAACAAAGAGAUUUACUAGUAGUAAACAUUAACCAUUUCUGCUUUUGUUCACAGCAUACCGUAUUAUACUAUGCACUCAUCAUACAGCAGGUUCAUGAGUAUCUUUUCACUGGAUUACAUAGAGGACAUUUGAAGAUAUUAAAUAGGAAAACUCUCUGAUGUUUAACCUCUCUGAACAGUGUUGUUUUAGACGCAAAAAAUUUGGUGAAGUUUCCUCUCCCCCCGCCUCCCAAAUUUAAAAAUAAAACCCCAGUCUUUUUUGCAUGCUUUUUGGGGUGGGGAUGGGAGUUAAAGAGGUGAAGAGAGUGGCUUGUGGAUAAUAUGUUCAUUGUUUAUAUGUCAACAGGCCAGUGCUGGCCGGUCCAGAGCUCCUACUGUUGGCUCUGUCGCAAAGUACUUUGUUGUAUCACCUUGUUAAAUCCCAACUCCUGGCACCAAAGGGAUAUUAUAAGACUGUCUCACUGGGCUAGUGAAUACCAGAACUUUUUAUAGAAAUGUGUUCAAAAUGCUGCUUGUAUAGGAUUUAUCACUUUUGUAAUAAAAUAAAAUAAAAUAAAAAAAUAAUCUAGCCCACCACUCGAUGCCAUAUAUGAUUUUAUUUAAACUACCUCUCAGUGUGUAAUUCAACCAAGUAGUCCAGUUUAAUAGGGUUUCCUCACUGUAGUGUUAUGUAACAGUUAUAGUGGCCAAAUUUGCAAGUGUCUGUCACCCAAAAAAAAAAAAGUAGUCUUUUAGUCUUUUUGUGUAUAUUUAAACAGUAUCCACUAAUUUCUAAUUAUUGUAGACUUGGUCGUUCUUUUUUAUUUCUGUAGUUUUAAUCCUACAACUCUAGCAGUUGGAGAGGAAAUAAAUCACUACCACAAACUUUCAUAGUUAUGGUCUGUUGGGUUACAACAGUGGUAUAGGGAGCUUUGUCAUAGCAUCAUCCACUAAUUAAUCCACUCUUAAUUUAGCCUUUUUUUCCCUGCACUCUAGAUACGAACUUCAUGAAUGGAUUUCUGUAGUGGACGCGUGCUACAAAUUAUAUUGCCUUGAUUGCCUCUUUUCUGAAUUUUGAUGAUCAUUUUAUUAUCGUUGCAGAUGUGAAUAUUGGGCAUAAAAUUGAAUAAUUUUCUGUGUAAUUGUAUAAAAUAGAAUUGAAAAAAAGCUUUAUGUUUUUAACCCACUCUUUAGAGAUAAUGUAUUACGUUUGCCUUAUGAUGCAGUUUUACCUAUGGAACACUGCACUUCUUUUAAACUGGGUCAUACACUCCUAAUGGGCAUACUACAAAACUUAACGUGUGUGUAGAUAGACUUUGCAUGAACAUUUUUUCAUCAACUUGAUUUCUAAGUCUUACUUUCAGUGUUGUGUUUACUAAUCGUGAUCAUGUAGUUGUGCCUUACAUUGUGAUAGAGUUUAGUCCAGUAUGCAGUGCAAUUCCUAAACUCUGCAGUUGGGUGGUGACUAAAGUUGUGGACAAGAAAAUGAUACCAUGCAUCAACUAAUUCUGUAUAAAGUAUGAUGGACAGAUGCUUGUUGAAAUGUUACUUUUGUUUUCUAAUCUGCUAAAGGAAUGAUAAUAAAAUUAGAUCUUUCUAAUAGA